This is a messenger RNA of Macroventuria anomochaeta, 2752 nucleotides long. RefSeq names its product glycosyltransferase family 39 protein. The transcript is spliced from 5 exons. The record is from RefSeq and is a predicted model, not a curated record. Lineage: Eukaryota; Fungi; Ascomycota; Dothideomycetes; Pleosporales; Didymellaceae. Gene Ontology annotation, molecular function: dolichyl-phosphate-mannose-protein mannosyltransferase activity. Gene Ontology annotation, biological process: protein O-linked glycosylation via mannose. Bases 295 to 2508 code for a protein of 737 amino acids. Gene Ontology annotation, cellular component: membrane; endoplasmic reticulum.
UUGAUCUCCCCAACCGCACCGCAGGGGCCGCCAGACGUUGCUCUUCACCUUGAACAGUUCAUGUUUGCAAUUCCCUCGGGGUUCUUUUUCUCUUCGUCUUGAGUCUGAUUGUGCUUUUACAGCAGACGUUGCGCAGGCUUGUGAGACCACCUGAUCCCGCCCAACCGCAAGUGCUCCUCGCGCUACGCACCCCUCGCUUUCCAGCUGCGCUCGUAUCAGCCACGAAUCCUCUCUUGACAUUGUCCACCGCAGAUACUCCCAAACUGCGGGCACAUCUCAGUGUUUCCUACGAUUAUGGCGACAGCGCGCACAACAGGCGCUGAUGCGCAGGCGGAGGAGCUGCGGAGGAGAAAUGUAGCUGGCCAGACAGCACCAGCCGUGGUGAACCAGGGUCAGAUCAAGGAGAAGUCGAAGGAGAAGCCAUUCGAGCUCAUUGCCUUUCUCGACGAGUAUGAGUUUAUCUGGGCCCCGCUCAUCUUCACCGCACUCGCUUUCUUCACGCGCAUGUACAAGAUUGGUCUUUCGCCAAUUGUCACCUGGGAUGAAGCUCACUUCGGCAAGUUCGGCUCCCACUACCUCAAGCGCGAGUUCUACUUCGAUGUCCAUCCUCCCCUCGGCAAGAUGCUGGUCGGUCUUUCUGGCUACCUCGCGGGAUACAACGGAUCGUUCGAAUUCAAGUCUGGCGAAACAUACCCCGAGGAGCUGAACUACACCUUCAUGCGCCUCUUCAACGCUGCGUUUGGUGCUGUGUGCGUACCGUUGGCCUACUUCACUGCAAAGGAACUGAACUUCCGGAGACCUACCGUCUGGUUCGUUACCCUGGCUGUUCUCUGCGAGAACUCGUACACCACCAUCAGCCGUUUCAUUCUCCUGGACUCUAUGCUGCUCUGCUUCACCUUCACCACGGUUUUCUGCUGGUCCAAGUUCCACCGUCAGCAACAUGACCCGUUCUCUCCUGAGUGGGGCCUGUGGCUGAUGCUGACUGGUGUCUCCAUUGGAUGCGUGUGCAGUGUCAAGUGGGUUGGUUUCUUCGUCACUGCUCUGGUCGGUCUUUACACCAUUGAAGACCUCUGGAACAAGUUUGGCGACCUCAAGAUGCCCAAGAUGGAGCUUGUCACCCACCUCGCUUUCCGCGUUUUCGGCCUCAUCCUCAUUCCUCUCGCCGUCUACACCUUCUCCUUCUACCUCCACUUCCUGAUCCUCGAGAACAGCGGUCCUGGUGACGCACAGAUGAGCUCGCUCUUCCAGGCCAACCUACGCGGCACUGAAGUCGGCAAGAACAGUCCCCUCGAGGUCGCAUACGGCUCCCGCGCCACGCUGAAGAACAUGGGGUACGGAGGAGGUCUGCUUCACUCCCACGUCCAGACCUACCCUGAGGGCUCGACUCAGCAGCAGAUCACUUGCUACCACCACAAGGAUGCCAACAACGAUUGGUUCUUCUACCCCAACCGUCACGAGGUUCCAUAUGAUGUCGAUGAGGAGCUUCGUUUCCCCGGCAAUGGCGAUGUUAUCCGUCUCAUCCACGCCCAGACCGGCCGUAACCUCCACUCGCAUCAGGUCGCCGCCCCCGUCACCAAGGCCGAUUACGAGGUUUCUUGCUACGGUAACACUACAGUUGGCGACACCAAGGACCACUGGGUCGUCGAGGUUGUUCGCGAUGCUGCUUCGAGGGACUACUCCAGGAUCCGAACACUCACCACCGCUUUGCGGUUCAAGCACAAGGACCUGGGCUGCUACCUCCGAGCUGGCAACGUGAACCUGCCACAAUGGGGCUUCAAGCAGAUCGAAACGACUUGUGUCAAGCAGAACAACCCCCGCGAUGUUUACACUCACUGGAACAUCGAAAGCCACACCAACGACAAGCUCCCGCCUGGCAACCCUGGUGACUACAAGUCUCCUUUCUUCCAGGACUUCAUUCACCUCAAUGUCGCCAUGAUGACCUCUAACAACGCGCUCGUCCCCGACCCCGACAAGCAGGAUGAUCUCGCUUCUGCUUUCUGGCAAUGGCCUAUCCUCCACGUCGGCCUCCGCAUGUGUGGCUGGAACGACGACAUCGUUAAGUACUUCCUCCUUGGCAACCCCUUUGUCUACUGGGGCAGCACAGCUAGUCUUGGCAUCUUCGGUCUGAUCGUCAUUUACUACGUCGUCCGCUGGCAACGCGGCUACAACGACCUCAAGCAACCCGAGAUCGACCAGAUCCACUACUCUGGAAUCUACCCCGUCAUCGGCUGGGUUCUGCAUUACCUUCCUUUCAUGGCCAUGGGCCGCGUCACCUACGUUCACCACUACUAUCCUGCGCUGUGGUUCGCCAUCCUGACCAUGGGCUUCUGCCUCGACUGGACGACAAGGAAGCUCAACAACCAGGUCCGCUGGGGCAUCUUUGCCUCGCUGUAUGCAGUCAUCAUUGGCCUCUACUGGCUCUUCAGGGCUAUUUCCUUCGGUAUGGUUGGACCUAAUAAGCAGUGGAGUCACCUCAAGUGGUUCGAGAGCUGGAGGAUCACCGACUAAAUUCCUGGGACAUUACGGAUGAUCUCACAGGGAUGUCUGCGCUGUGUGGCAGACGAUGAAUGUGUAACAACACCUUUUACUUGCGUUGCGACUUACAAAACAACAUUUCUUUGUCACACCUCUAGGGAUCAUGGAUAGAAUGCAUAUGCGUCUUUGAAUGUCGACCUGGCUGGUUAGCAAGGUGUUGGUGGAGGGGAUAUCUAGCAUCCAAAUGCCUUUCAUAGUGUUAUGAAAUUUCAACUCU